Fonsecaea multimorphosa CBS 102226 is the source of this 1518-nucleotide messenger RNA. RefSeq lists its product as uncharacterized. The record is from RefSeq and is a predicted model, not a curated record. Lineage: Eukaryota; Fungi; Ascomycota; Eurotiomycetes; Chaetothyriales; Herpotrichiellaceae. The transcript has a single exon. Gene Ontology annotation, molecular function: DNA binding. Gene Ontology annotation, biological process: replication fork arrest; replication fork processing; DNA replication checkpoint signaling. Bases 1 to 1518 code for a protein of 505 amino acids. Gene Ontology annotation, cellular component: replication fork protection complex; nucleus.
AUGGCGGCAGAUCCACUGACUGCAGCAACCGUUAAUGGCCUGCUCAACAUCGAAGACUCUGACCAUGACGAUCCCUUCAACGACCGCCCAUCAACGAGUCCGCGCUACAAACGAAAAGCAGUAGACGAGCUGGACGCCAGUCUGGGUCUGGACGAGGAGGUCAAAGUCACAAAGAAGAGGAAACCAAUCUCAAAACUUGACGAAGCAAGACUCCUCUCGGCACCAGGAAUCCCCAAGCUACGCGCCGAUGCACGCUCUGGGAAGUUUUCCAAAAAGCUACGUCUCAAGGGAAAAGGCCAUGAGUUUUCCGACGUCGCACGGCUGUUGAACUACUAUCAGUUAUGGCUGGACAAUCUCUACCCACGGGCCAAGUUCGCUGAUGGACUACAAUUGAUCGAGAAGGUCGGGCACAGCCGACGCAUGCAAGUCAUGAGGAAAGAGUGGAUUGAUGAAGGGAAGCCGGGAUAUAUCAGAGAUAGAGAGGCGAAGAAGAUGUUAGAAAAGGAAAAAGAAAUGGCAGACAAGGAGACGGAUGAUCUGUUUGCUGGGGAUCAUCCGGUAGCAGAGAGCGUGGAGCAGGAGGCUGUGAAUGCUGUCGGCGGCGCAGAGGAUGACUCUUUAUUCGUUCCGGACGCACGCAACAAAGCAAAUGAUGGUAAUGACGAUGGUAUGCUGCCGGACGACGACGAUCUCGAUGCACUACUAGCCGAGCAGGAGACACGCAUCACCACGCGUCCGUUGUCUAUGUCGAAACCAACAGAGGACAAUGAUUCCGAGGGCGAUGAUGAUCUUGACGCGUUAUUGGCCGAGCAGGAAAUGAGUCGUGAACCUCCACCGCUGCCUCCUACAUCUCAGCACACGUCUACAUUUGCGCCCAAGCUCAAUCCUUCGCCCUUUGGCGGAGGCGACAGUGACGAUGACGAUGAUGGAAUGGACGAUCUAGAUGCCCUGCUUGCAGAGCAGGAAGCGCGCAUGCAACCCAGCACUGCUCAAUCGAAGCCUAGCAGCAGACAGGCAUCUAUCACUCAGAACAAAGAGCGCACCGCCCCAGCAGCGGACCAGGAAAUAACCCAGGAUGACGAGUUGGACGCGUUGAUCGCCGAGCAGGAAGCACGCCAACAUGUCAUCAGCGAAGCACCACUAUCUUCACCGUCCGCAGCCAGGCCAGCAACUUUCCGUCCUGCGCCAUCUGUCGCUGAUGAAGCCGACGACGCCGACGGUGCAGACAUGUUCUCCUCAUCGCCCCUACGAGGCACAGCGCCAAUCGGGUUGGGACUUUCUGGACAGCUUGAGCUUGGCCUGGACCCCAACCCCGACACGGCUGGACCGAGAUCAUCAAGCCUCACUGCUCCUGCCGCCCGAACGCAAGAGUCUGAGGCAUCCGAAAGCGAAGACGCGGAAACAUCCAAGGCUGGCGACAGCAUCGAAGCAGAAGCACCUGCAGUGGAGGAGAAGGAAGAGUCCCAGGGUCUGGACGCCGACGAUAUGUUUUCAUCUUCGCCCGUUCAGAAUGACUGA